AUGGGUAUCUCUGGAGAAGAUAAUAAGCUGUCUGAGAUGGUCAGAGAUUUCUUGGAGUCAGAUUCAUCUUUCAUUUCUGCUUAUAAUUAUAACAAAAACUCCUCUGAUCAACCACGCCCACUUGAAAUCAUUCAUCAUCACCAUCUCUCUCUCCAGGAGAUUCUUGAGAAUGUUACAGAAGCUGAGACUGAGAUUCUUGGAAAGAUCAUGUCUUACUGGAGAGAGGAAGCUGCAGGGAUGAAAAUGGAGCCCAAGGAGCUGAGGAAAUGGAUGGUUUCAAGAUUGAGAAUGGACGGUUAUGAUGCUUCACUUUGUAAGACUUCUUCUGCUCACUCAUCAUCAGAUAAAUAUAAAUUUAGAGGCGAUUAUGAGUACAUUGAUGUGAUGAUGAAGAGCAGUGAGAGUGAGAGGGAGCAGUUAAGGGUAAUUGUGGACACAGAUUUGAGGUCACAGUUUGAAGUGGCGAGGCCUACAGAAGCCUACAAGGAGCUUUCAAGCUUUCUCCCUUGUAUUUUUGUAGGAACUGAGCAUAGACUCCACACCAUAAUCUCUCUCCUCUGUGAAGCUGCCAAACAAUCCCUAAAAGAGAGUGGGCUUCAUGUUCCUCCCUGGAGGAAAGCUACCUACAUGCAAUCCAAAUGGCUCUCUCAAAAUUGCAACAAAAUAAUCCCUUUCUCUCCACUCUGA
Molecule: messenger RNA, 687 nt
Organism: Ipomoea triloba (trilobed morning glory)
Lineage: Eukaryota; Viridiplantae; Streptophyta; Magnoliopsida; Solanales; Convolvulaceae
Exons: 2
Coding region: 1-687 (228 amino acids)
Source: RefSeq, a predicted model, not a curated record